AUGAGCGGAUUCACAAAGUUCCGCGCCGGCCUAACCGCUGCCGGCUGCGCAGCCAUCAUCUUCACGGGCGCCACAUACGGCGCUGGGCUCAAGACUCAGGAAGAAUGGACAGAGGAACGACAGAAGUUCCAUGGGUCGCCAUAUGACGAGCAAAUUGCGCUCCUGGAGGGCCAGCGAGUCCGCCUUCUUUCUGAGCGUCGAAACUGGGAGAGAAAGUCGACGGCCUUGGAGGAGAGGAUACGAGAGAGAGAAGCGAAGAAACCAGAGAGCUGA
Colletotrichum aenigma is the source of this 273-nucleotide messenger RNA. RefSeq lists its product as uncharacterized. Bases 1 to 273 code for a protein of 90 amino acids. The transcript has 2 exons. Lineage: Eukaryota; Fungi; Ascomycota; Sordariomycetes; Glomerellales; Glomerellaceae. The record is from RefSeq and is a predicted model, not a curated record.